Hordeum vulgare subsp. vulgare (domesticated barley) is the source of this 1862-nucleotide messenger RNA. Its product is annotated as auxin-responsive protein SAUR36-like. Lineage: Eukaryota; Viridiplantae; Streptophyta; Magnoliopsida; Poales; Poaceae. Gene Ontology annotation, biological process: response to auxin. The coding region runs from base 934 to 1353 and encodes 139 amino acids. The record is from RefSeq and is a predicted model, not a curated record. The transcript has a single exon.
GAUGCUUUCAUGUUUGUGCAUCUAUUCAUUGAUUUCUGAAUGUGCCUUUGUGUUAGAAUGAUGAUCUGACCCAGUAUGCCCCAAAAAUGAAUGUGCUUGUGGUUGCAUUAUUUAUGGGAUGUUUUUUCUUGAGUACCUUGGAAGAUCUGAUCCUGCAAACUAAAUUGAUUUCAUAAUGGGACAAGAUUUCAACAUCAUAUAUGAUGAUGAUCCCUAGUUGAAUUCCAAUCAUAUAGGCGCCCCUAGAAUUUUAGUCCAUUUUGGGAUCGAACCAGAUGGGUCAGAAUCAGCUGCCACAGUUGAAAGUUGGAACCAGGUACUGCCCACAGCAAAAUACAGACCAGGAAACAUGAGUUGGGUGCCUUUGAAUCACAUGGCGUGCUGCAAAAUGCAGACUAGAAUAUACCUCUUGAUAUUGCAGCAAUUUGCAAAUACCAACUCGAUCAGGGCCCCAUCAGCCCCCCAAGGAUAGGGCAUGCCACAAGCCAUGGGCUUCGUCAGACAUCAACCAUCUCAUGCCAAAACACAUUUGAGACAUGCUGGUAUGGAUGGCUUGUCAUAUAUAUUUUGGCUUAAUGUCUCUAAUAGUUGAAGGAAUCAGUACUACAGUACACCAGCAAUCACGGAAAUGGAAGCAUUGGCUCCACCCCACCCCUUACUGAUAACCAAAAAUUUGGUCCCAAAAAAAUCUGAUCAAAUCAUUUAUCACAUUGUCUGCAGCUGCAACAUUGCACGCAGAGCACUCAUGGCCUUGUCUCCUAUGGUCCUGCUCACCACCUUUUCUGGUAGCUACACAUAACCCCAUCCCUUCAACUAUAUAAAUCCAUAACCUGCUCAACACAACUUCAUCAGCAAACAAGCACCACAAUUUGUGAAAAGGCCUAUCACACCAUCAGAGCAGAAGUGCAAUUUAGCCAAGAGCACAUAACAGCCAUGAUCCAUUCAAAGAAGCUUGCUCAACUUGCCAAGAAGUGGCAGAGGAUGGUGGCAGUCAGUGGCCAGCAGACUGCAGGCACCGACGGAUGCUGCAGCACCACCUCUGUUGCAGACAGGGGCCAUUGUGUCAUGUACACUGCUGAUGGGUCUCGGUUUGAGGUUCCGUUGGUGUACCUUGGCACAAUGGUCUUCAGUGAGCUCCUGAGGAUGUCUCAAGAGGAAUUUGGCUUCUCCAGCAAUGGCAAGAUCACAUUACCUUUUGAUGCUUCUGUCAUGGAGUAUGUGAUGUGUUUGAUUAAGAGAGAUGCCUCUAAAGAGGUUGAGAAGGCAUUCCUGAGUUCCAUAGCAAGGCCUUGCCACAGUGCGAGUUGUGUAGCUUCAGUGAGACUUAAUCACCAAUUUGCUGUUUGUAGCUAGUGAUAAAUGUUUUUGUUCAGUUGAAUGUAAAUUGAAGAAUUGUAGGGAAUGAAAGGAAUAUACAGACUUUUUCUCAUCUUAGCAGACCAGUUGAUAAUUUCACUGAAAAUUUUGAAUUCCUCAUUAUUAUUUAUACCCACAUCUUUGGUGUUUGUAUUCGCUAAAUGUUCUACUCCCUCCGUCCUGAAUUACGUGUCUUAGUUUUGUCUAGACGUUCUAGUGUUACAUACAUCUGUAUCUAGACACAUCUCAGACAAGUAAUUUGGGGCGGAGGUAAUAGAUAGGACUGAGACAGCUAUUAGACUGACCGACUUCAUUGCUGAACUUUGAAAGACAUUUGCAUAAAAAAGGGCAGCCCGGUGCAUGUAGCUCCCGCUUGCGCAGGGUCUGGGGAAGGGUCCGACCACUUUGGGUCUAUUGUACGCAGCCUUUCCCUACAUUUCUGCAAGAGGCUGUUUCCAGUUUGAAAGACAUUUGCAUAAGUUGUAAAUUAGAUGGUUAGAUUGUUA